AAGACUGAGGCGGCUGCGCUUUUCCGACCGGCCUGCCGCCCGCCCGCCUGCCGCCGCCGCUGCUUGCAGGAAGGAGUCGUUGCUGUUGCAGCUGCCGCCGCCGCCGCCGCCGCCGCCGCCGCCAUCAUGGUGCCCGGGGCAGGAGCCGGAGCCGAGGCCUGGGGGCUCUGAGCCCCCCGUUACCUUCCCCUUUCCUCACCCAUCGUCGUCACAGCGCUGCCGCCGCCCUUCUCUCCGCAGCUUUGGGCCGCCGGUUGAAAAGCACUGGACCUAACACCUUUCCUGGGGAGGAUUCCAGAGAUGGUGCUUGUCAAUCAGCUUCAGGUUACUGCACUUAAGAAUGAACAUUGAAGAUAAGCUGGGAGGGUUGUUUCUUAAAUGCAGUGGCAUAGAACAAAUGCAGUCAUCCAGGGAUAUAGUUGGAAUGGGUGCUGCAUCUGACCAGUCAGCAGUUUCUGUGGAACGGCAAGAAGCAGUUCUUCAAGAUCGGACUAUGGCACACCAAGAAAUUCUUUCUGCAGAUGAAGUGUUACAAGAAAGUGAGCUUCGACAGCAAGAAAUGAUCCCACACGAUGAACUCAUGGUCCAUGAAGAGACGGUAAAAAAUGAUGAUGAGAUGGAAGGUCAAGACAGACUUCCUCAAGGGCUUCAGUAUGCAGUCAGUGUCCCUCAGAUCAGUGUGAAACAAGAAAUUACCUUUACCGAUGUAGCAGAACAGCAGAAAAGGGACAAAAAGCUAAUACGAGAGGGUUUAGAUAUGCAAAAGAAGAAGAAACGGAAACAGCGUUCACCAGCAAAGAUCCUUACAAUAAAUGAGGAUGGAUCACUUGGUCUGAAAACUACCAAAUCUCACAUUUGUGAGCAUUGCAAUGCUGCCUUUAGAACCAACUACCAUUUACAAAGGCAUGUCUUCAUUCAUACAGGUGAAAAACCAUUUCAGUGCAGUCAGUGCGAGAUGCGUUUCAUACAGAAGUACCUGCUACAGAGACAUGAGAAGAUUCAUACUGGUGAGAAACCAUUUCGAUGUGAUGAAUGUGGCAUGAGAUUCAUACAGAAAUAUCACAUGGAAAGGCACAAGAGAACUCACAGUGGAGAGAAGCCUUACCAGUGUGAAUACUGCUUGCAGUUCUUCUCAAGGACUGACCGUGUACUGAAACACAAACGUAUGUGCCAUGAGAACCGUGACAAGAAACCCAACAGAAGUGCCACCAAAGUUGGCCUUUUGACUCCUGAUGAUGAUCAAGGCUUCCCUUUGCCUUUGAAAGACAGCUCUUUGCCAAAGAAGAAAAGGCAAAAAACUGAGAAAUUGAAGUCUUCUGGGCUGGACAAAGAAAGUGGGACAGAUAAAUUGGAACAUAAGAAAGAUAAGAAUGAUUUCUUGCCUUUGUAUGCUGGCAGUACUAAAAUUAAAGAUGAAUAUAUGGUUGCUGAAUAUGCAGUUGAGCUACCACAUUCUUCCGUCAGUGGAGGGCACUUACAAGAAGCAAAUUCUGGAGAAAUACAUCCACCUAAACUGGUGCUCAAAAAGGUUAACAGUAAGAGAAGCCUCAAACAGCCACUAGAGCAAAGUCAGACCAUUUCUUCCUUAGCUUCUUAUGAAGACAGCAAGGUUUCAAAGUACACCUUUGAUCUUGUGGAUAAACAAGGUCUUCUGGAUUCUGAAGGCAAUGCUGACAUUGACCAAGUGGAUACAUUACAGGAAGGUCCCAGUAAACCUGUACACAGCAGCACAAACUAUGAUGAUGCAAUGCAAUUUUUAAAGAAAAGAAGAUAUCUCCAAGCAGCUAAUAGUAAUAGCAGAGAAUAUGCCUUGAACGUAGGCACAAUUGCCUCCCAACCUUCAGUCACACAGGCUGCUGUUGCGAGUGUGAUAGAUGAAGGUAGCACAGCAUCUAUAUUAGAUACAUCAGGACUGAAUGUGGAGAUUAAAGGUAAUCAUGACAAAAAUGUCAUUCCAGAUGAGGUACUUCAAACUCUUUUGGACCAUUAUUCCCAUAAAGCUAAUGGCCAACAUGAAAUCGCAUUCAACGUGGCUGAUACUGAAGUGACUUCCAGUAUAUCCAUCAAUUCUUCUGAAGUGUCAGAGGUCACACAAAAUGAGAAUGUUGCAUCAAGCUCUCAAGGUUCCUCAUCAGAUAAAGCCAGUAUGUUACAGGAAUAUUCCAAGUUUCUUCAGCAAGCUUUGGACAGAACUAGCCAAAAUGAUGCCUAUUUGAACAACCCAAGCCUUAAUUUUGUGAGUGACAACCAGACUCUUACAGGGCAACCAGCAUUCUCUGCUAUAGACAAACAGGUCUAUGCAUCUAUACCUGUCAACAGUUUUCGUUCAGGAAUGAACUCUCCUUUAAGAACAACUCCAGACAAGUCUCAUUUUGGACUUAUUGUUGGUGAUUCCCAGCACUCUUUUCCCUUUUCAGGUGAUGAGCCAAAUCAUUCUUCCUCAUCCUCUACCCAGGACUUUUUGGAUCAAGUGACUUCUCAGAAGAAAGCAGAGGCACAGCCUGUUCAUCAAGCGUAUCAAAUGGGUUCUUUUGAGCAACCAUUCAGGGCUCAAUACCAUGGAACAAGAGCUGGAAUAUCAUCUCAGUUUAACACUGCUAAUGGACAAGUGAACCUACGGGGACCAGGGGCAAGUGCUGAAUUCCCAGAAUUCCCCUUGGUGAAUGUAAAUGAUGGUCGCGCUGGGAUGAACUCUUCGCCUGAUGCCACAACAGGCCAGACAUUUGGCUAACAAAAUCUGUAGAAAUAACAUUGGCACUUUAGCACAGGUCUGUUGAUAGUGAGAGUAUCCUGUAUAAGAUGGAGUCCUAUACAGAUUUAAGGCCUUGUGUUAUAAUAAAAAGUAAGCUGGUACAGCAUAUUGGUUACUUGGGGGGUGGGGGUGUUAAUUGCCAUUCUUUCUGAAUUGCCUUAUGUGGUCAUCCACUGAAAAGGCAGAUGGUUAUUUGCUCAAUUGAGAUCAGGAAAUUGCUAUGUUGAGAUUUAAUACCAAGAUUAAACAAACCAAAAAUCCCAGAUAAGGUAUAUCUCCUAUAAUAAUUUCCUAGUUUGGUAACAUUGAUUAUUUUUGGGAAAUGAUAAUUAUGAGUUUAUUCAUAUUGGAAUUUCCCAAAUAGUUAGUCUAGCCAUUGCACUUCAGCAGGGAAUAUGAAUAGACUGUACAGACAAAAUAAACUCAAACAUUUAAAUGUCAGGAGAUUAUGGCUAGACAACUAUAGUGCAUUCUGGGGGAAAAUAACAUUUUAUUAACUCUUAAAAAGUAAUAUACAUAAUCCUUUUAUUGGUUUCUUUCAAUUUCCUUUUACUACACUUUGAGAAAAGUAAUGAUGUUUGCUAGACACACUCCCCUAUUUAAAUGUCCAAUUAAUUAAGCAUACUUUAAAAGCAAAGUACCUACUAUUAAUGCAUUUACUUCCUUCCUGAAGUAUGGCAUAUUUCUUUGUACCUUUGAAGCUGAAAGUAACUUUUUAUUAAUUUUCCCCCCAGAUAAAGGGUAUCAAGAUUGUUAGGUUUUAGCGAAAUUGCUUUGUAGACUACAUUCCCAGUUUCAUAAUGUUUAUAUGAAUGGUAAAAUUCAGGAUUUAAUUGUACUUCAUUCUGCAAAUCUGCAAUAAUUAACAUUGGAGCACUUAGAUUCUUUUCAAUCUUUUUUCUUAUUAAUAAAACUAUUUUAGAUCUUUAGGCUCAAUAUGGCUGCAUCAUUAUCACCUUACAGAAGAGGGUUUUUUUAAAAUGAAAAUUAAUGGGAUGCCUUAACAUCCGCACAAACUGGAUAUUCUCACCCUGAACCUUUUGGCAAUUCAAUUUGAUAGAUACAGUAAAUUACCCAACAAGUGGAAGAAGUAGACAUUUUUGUUGCAUAUCUCACCUUAAAGAACAUUUUUUCUGCAGUUUUGCCAAACAAAGCUGGUCACUAAGGGCAAGCGACCAAGAUAGAAAUGGUCAAAUUUUAUCUCAUUUCACGUAUUAAAAUGUAAACUUUAUCCCCCUCCCAUGUAAAUGUUUUAAUAAUAGAUUGUCAUGAGUUAUACAGUGUGGUGCAACAAUGAGUUCAAUAUACAGUUUUAAAAUGGUGUGGUUUGACUUAACAUAAAUGUUGGGAUAAUUUAGCCAUUUUUAAAAUUGAAACUUUUUUCAUUCUAUUGUAUAUUCAUUAAUGGCUGUUUUAAGCUAAACUUUAGACAGUGUUUUACCGAAAGGCUGAAUGACGGGUACAUCUUUUCUGUUUCAAAAGAUGUUAAUCAAGUAGAUAGAGAAUAAGGAUGCAUAUAUUAUUUUAGAACAUUAUGUCUGCCCAUCAUCUCUCACAGAACAUACAUAGGUCACACAACUCAUCCAUCCAAAGGAUUUGGUUUAGAGAAAUUCAUCUGCAGUCCCCAGGAAUUUCUCACUUCUAAUUAAAUGGAGCCCCUGAUGUUGGCAGUUUUCUUUGUUCCAUCAGUGCAAUUUCAGGCCCAUUUGAGAAUAUACAUGUACUGAAAAUGAUGGAUCACAAGAUUCUCAGACAAUAUCAUAAAUCUGCAUAAAUUCAUAGGUCACAGAAUGCAUAGUUAUUUCUGUGAGACACAAAAAGUACGUCCUUGCAGUAAGGUCUUGUUACGUCCUAUUCCUCAAUUGCCCAAGGAUUAAAGUGUUUAUAGCAAAGUAAAUGAAUAUAAUCAAAAUCUCAUGUCCAAAUAGCUCCGUUAGAGUACACUCACACAUGAAAACUUCUGAAGAAUUAUUUUUUGUAUUUUUCAGCUUUUUCAUUUGUCUGUCCCCAUACCAGAACAACCCAUAACAAUAUACCCAUAACAGAACAACUAGCUUGUACCGGUUGUUAAUUUAAACUAAGCCUCUCCAGUGCCAUGUUUGAGUACUCACCUGUUUUACAUUUCACAGUAGAUUGUAUUCCAGAGAAGUAAGUAAGAGUGGCAUGUGAGAGAAGCACAUAUUUAAUAGUUGGGGAAGAACGGCUAGCAAAGUUAGAAUACAAAUGUGAAUAUGGCAAGACAAAGUCAAGUAUGUAGGACCAAGGUGAAAAUCUAUAAAGUUAUAUAAUCUGUAGGUACUUUCCUGAAAAUAUGCAUUAUGAAAAAUGGAACAGAGAGUAGUGGAAGGAACUCUGGAUAGGAUCCAAAUAUCUUUUAAUGUGUGUGGCCAAACAUUUCUAUACCCACAUCAGUGCUCUACCCAUCUGACAGCUUCUCGAAUUUGCAUUGAGGGAUCUUGCAUGAGGGACUGUGGUGGCAAAGGCAGUGGGGUACAGAAGCCCUGGAGAGUGCAUAAAAUACAUCAAUAUCCCAUGCAUAUAGCUCCACCUGUAGCUCUUGUGAUCCUGCCCACUAAAAUCAUGCAAGAACUUGCUCCUAAAUUGCUUCUUAGCUGAAAUCAAGUUAAUCAUCUUAUUAUUUGCACAUGUUAGGAAGCUAUUUUUCUACUUGGUGGAAUAAUGCUGCAUCAAAGUGUAUUUAGGACCUCUCCUACCACCCGUUUAAACUUGAUAUAUUUGCAAUUCAGAUAAUUUAGGACACAGUCUCAUGCAUAUUUAAGCAGAAAAGGUCUACAAUUCCCAGCAUUCACUGGCAAGCAUGGUAGGCUGAGGAAUGCUAGGAGGUGUAAAACGUUUAGCACAUGCACGGGAUUGCAUCCUUUCAUUUUGAAAUGCAAAUAUGCUGCUUAAAUAUUUUUUUAAAUUUCACUGUCUUUUUAAUAGCUCAUAUUUUGUAUUGGGAUAAGUAUCUCUCUCAACCCUGAUUUGCUGUCCCAUUUACUAUGAAUAUAAGCAAGUUAAUGAAGGAAUUGGCUGUCGGGCAUAUAGCUGAAGUAGCCAUUUUAUCUUCUCUUGGUCUUAAAGUUCAGGUUAAAAGAUUUUUCAAGAAUGGUUUUCUGGAGAGAAACAUAGCAUCAUAUAUACUGCAGUGCACUACAGUUUUGAAGAACAGUUGAGAAGGAGUUCUUUUUCAUUUAUGUUGGAUUGCUUCUUCCUGCUUUUCCUGAAAUUUCUUAUUAUUGCAGACUCCCAGGUAGGGAGGUUGCCAAGAGGGAACAGUUCAAUGAAAGCCUGAAGGUUUGGUGAUUACCAAUGAGAAUGUCUGAAAAUCCCCACACAAGAUGAUCUUCCUUGCUUUUAUUCAGUGGUGUAAUGUCUUGUAGUUGCGGUCUUAUGAAAGCCUGAUUGUCAUUUUAACCGAGCAUUUUGCAGAACUUGUGUACAAAUACUGCAAACUACACCACAAUAGUCAAAAUUAAUGAAAUAUAUAAUUAUGUCACAUGCUUGCUUUUGUUUGCUUAUUUAUUUUGUGAUUUUUGAAAUGGUUUUUCAGAUCUCUAGUGUGAAUUAAUGAGUUUAAAGAAUAGCUAUUGGAUUUCAUUUCCGUAGUUUCUGGCUUGUCUUCUAAUUUCCAUUUGGAUACAUACAACAUAUUCCAUGUUUCUUUAAACUAUUUUUUAUGAUGUGUGUAUCAUGUUUCGUAAAAUAUUUGAAGAGGAUCCAGACGGAUCUACGGUCAGCCUGCUUGAAUAUUUCAGUAUUAUCUUGCUUUGUAUUUGUAAACUUGAGACCCAAACCUAUGUUGGGUAGAAAUUAAACUUUUUUCAAGUUGCAGGGGAAUAGCUAUUAGCUUAUAGUUCAGAACUUUAGAAGGCAGAAAUGUGCUUGUGGUCUGAGUAUUUUGGUUGGUAAAAACUCGUAUGUAAUUCUUCUGAUUGAUAUGAUUAUUAAUAAAAAGCUAUGUUUUUGUUUUGUUAAAUUCUAUUCAAAAGAAACCUUGCAACUUUUGGAAAUGCUUUCAUUUUAUGUUAGUGCAUGCUUGUUAGGUAUGUAGCACAUUUAACAACUCCUUUUGCAAAAAAAGAAAAAAAACAUGUCCUGAGAAAGUAUUCCAACUCAUGAAAAACAUCAUUAUGUUAAAGAUUUAACUUUCAUUAUUUUUAAACAACUUUAUUUCAGGGAAAUUUUCUAGUUGCUUUUGCUAUACAUAUAUAAAAAUCAUUGUUUCCUCUUUUCAAUAAUAAUAAUUUUAAAAAGAGAGAGAUCUUUUGGUAGCGAACUGAAGCAAGCAAACAUUUCUUGCUUUCUUUAUCCCAGUGGAUGGAAAGGUUUUAAAAAAGUGUAAAUGUUUAUUUUAUUUUUUUAUGCAAUAUUGUUCUGUAAAUAUGAGUUAUCAAAUAAGGAUGUACCUAUGAUUGAAUCUUUGAUUCUGCACAGUUAGAGUUUAUAUAUAAAAAUAUAAAUGUGUCUUGACAAUCAAGGACUUACUGUCAGUCUUCCUUUAUGACGUUUUAUUAAUGUUAUGCAUUCCAUUUGUUAGACUUGAGUACCAAUGUGGGAAUUUGUAUUGUCUGUAAAGUAUGUAAUGUUUUUACAGCUUGUUUUUAAACAAAAAAGGAAAAAAGAACCUUGUAUAUAAACGGAUCGCAGUACUGCUUUAUAUCAGGAGGCAUAUGAUGUACUGUAUGUAAGCAAUAAUGCCUAACAGUGCUAACUUUACAAGUAGCAUAAGGAUAGUUCCAAAAACUGUUUGGGGGAGAGUUAAUAGCUUUGUUUAAGUUAAAGUUUUUAAUCAAUAAAUGCAACUUUUUUCUGUUUGUAGUAUAACGUUGUUUACACAGCACACUCGAAAUUGCAGGUAGAGCAGCCCUUAGAUCUGUACUGCAGCUGCGCACACAUUCAUUAUGAAACUAAUGGCUUGGCUGCACAUCUGCCAGAUGAGGAAGACUGCAAAAAUUAGUAUUCAUGUCCUGGAAGGAUGGAUGGGGCUUUAUUUCCAUACUACUCCUGCACCAAUAGAAUAAAAGUUAAUGUGCAAUCCAAGUCUUAAUAUGGAUUCAAUGUACAUUGGGUUUGUGUGAUACAGAAUGGUUCUCUUCAUAAUUUGCAUUGCAGUUGAGUUAUUGAGUCAUGGUUUAUUUUUGCAUUAUUAUUUUUGCAAUAGGAAUUACCAGCUGCUGAAAUGAGCUUUAUUCAGUUCAAGCAAAGCAAAACAAAAAACAAAACAAAAUCAAGCUUAAGUUUGAACUGUGUUUCCAGGCUGUACAGGGCAAGAGUAUGAUUUGAAAACUAUCAUCAUUGCUUUAGUGGGGAAAGAUCACCGAUUUAUAAAUGUAUAUGACCUACAUUUUAUAGGAGGAAAUGUUUUUAAAUGCUAGUCAUUUAUAUAAUAUGUGCUUUGAAGGAUUUGCUAGUUCACUUCUGCCACUUUUAGUACACUGGUAUCUUUUUAUAUGUAAUGUAUGCUUUUUAUUAUUGUAGCAAAGCAUUUCAGUAGAAGGGAUUUUGCAACAGUGUUUGGGGAAAAUUUAUUGUUGGAAACUAAUUAUACUGGAUUCUGUCUUUGUAGUUUUGUCUUUAUUUUAAUGGUGUCGGAAAAAGGACCUUAAUACUCAAAUAAACCCAAUCUACAUUUUUAAGGGUAUACUCAAUAUAUUACACUAUUUGACCUGCAAAUGAUUUCAAAAAUCUGAUCAUGUCAGGAAGAAAGAACGAUUAACUUUCAACUAAAGUAAUGCUUGGGGGCAGGUAAAGAAUAUAAGAAUGCUGGAAUGCAUUUUCUGAUAAAGUAUUCCUUCACCUGGGCUCAUGCCUUCUUAGGCUUUCACUUCAUAAAGAUCCCUAAAAUACUAGCAAAGGAGAUCUCUCUCAAUGGUAAUACAGUAUUACUUUAGCAUACAAUGACAGAUCUGUACAUUUUACUGUGAGUGUUGAUUUUUAAAGCCAACUGAAUUCCCAGUUUAAAAUCCAAGAUGUGUAUAAGUAAUCCAGAUCCUUUUGUAUAAACUUCAAAAGUAUGAAUUUGUGUAAUUAUUUUGUAUUUGAAAUAAAUUAGGUGAUGCAGGAUUCCUGAGAAAUCAGGAAUUUCAUGAUGAUAAAGUGUGUUUGUGUGAUGGUUGUGUAUGGGCAUACAUUCAAAAUUUGCAUGAAUUUUGUGAGAUGUAGAGUUUUUGGUCUUAUCUGCACCCCGGUCAAGGUUUUGCAAAGGAUGAGCCAUGCAGUUCUGAGGGGAUGUGUGUACAUGUUUUUGCACUCAAAGCCAAUACUUGUAUGCACUUUGGACCAGGAGGUGACUUUUCAAGCCCAGAUAUUCCAGGCCAUGUAAUAUGCCCAGCUGUGCAACUAACCACUUGUGUUAACAAAAAGUAAUUGGAAUAAUACGUAUUUUCUUCAGAAAUAAAAAGGACAAAGUCCAGCAUUCUUUUACGGCCUUUUCCAUGGAUCUGUGUGCUCCCUGGCCUCACAUCAAGCGUUCUAUAGAUUGCUUCAGCUAUAGUGGCACAAUCAGUGAGCUCUGCAUGUGGAGCCCCCCAAAACCACAGGCUUGCAAAUGAGAAAGACCUACUGAUACAUUCGAAUUAAACUUUAUCUUAGAGCUGGCUAGGGAGUGCUGGGAGCCGUAUGAUUUUUUUCUGCCUAAAUAUUCACAGGCUUGCACCCUUGAUGUAGGAAAGGGAUUUAUCCUCAAAUAAUAUAUAUAUUUUUUAAAAAGUUAAGCAUACCUGGAUGAAAUAAUUGUUUUGCCCUUGGCACCAUUUUGAUAAUUUGUCAUAUUUAUCUCUCAACAUAAAGCUUUUAAAUACCAUUUUAAAACAUAACUGUAGUUUAAAUGCAAAGUUUAAUCCUUUGAAACAGGGAUAAAAUGGUGAUUCAGAGGGGAGAAAUGGGGUUGAGUCCUCCCUCUGACUAGCAACACUGAAGAGAUCCAGUUUGCUUCCCUGGGUUGUCAAAACAGCAGCCAUUCUUACCUCUGCAAUAAACUACAGUGUAUACAAAACGCUCUACAUUCUAGUUGUUUGCAUGAUUGAAACAGUAGCAAUUUAAAGUGCCAUCCAUAUUUCAUCUUUCAAGGACUGCCUUAAAUUGUCAGUGAUGAGUAACAAUUGCAGAGCUUUCUGCUGAAAAAUCUUCACCAGCUGUAGCCAUCUAGUAAAAUGCUAUCUAUUUAAAUUUCUAAUCUAUUAAAUUGUAUAUAGCUGGUCCCUCUGAGCUGAACAACCUGAUUGUUGAUGAACUAAAGUAUGAAUGAUUUUACGUCUUCCAGUUUGAUAAAGUGAAAGCUGUAUGAUCCCUGCUGAACAGUAUAUUUUGAAAUGAGAUUUAUCCAUUUAAGUGGUAUGUUGGGUUUUACUGCUUUUUCUCAUUCUUUAUUGUGAAUUUAUUUUGAGUUUAUAAUGCCAUUUUAAAAGUGUAUUCUCAGGAAUCAGGUUUUCUUAAAUUUUAGUAAAUGUAUAUUUGCAAUAGUUGAAAUUACAGUGUUCUCUCUGGCUGCUGGAAAAUAAAAAUACAAAAUCCUGCUUUAUGAAUUAA
This is a messenger RNA of Varanus komodoensis (Komodo dragon), 10282 nucleotides long. RefSeq names its product zinc finger protein 148 (gene ZNF148). Bases 341 to 2731 code for a protein of 796 amino acids. Lineage: Eukaryota; Metazoa; Chordata; Lepidosauria; Squamata; Varanidae. Gene Ontology annotation, molecular function: RNA polymerase II cis-regulatory region sequence-specific DNA binding; DNA-binding transcription factor activity, RNA polymerase II-specific. The record is from RefSeq and is a predicted model, not a curated record. Gene Ontology annotation, cellular component: nucleus. The transcript has 8 exons. Gene Ontology annotation, biological process: regulation of transcription by RNA polymerase II.